Molecule: messenger RNA, 499 nt
Organism: Closterium sp. NIES-67
Lineage: Eukaryota; Viridiplantae; Streptophyta; Zygnematophyceae; Desmidiales; Closteriaceae
Source: the annotation of a GenBank genome assembly
GGGUUUGCAGUCUAUGGGGACAGAUGACAUUCGAGUGAUGACAACACAUCACCGCAGAAGGAGCAGCAGCAGCAGCAGCAGCAGCAGCAGCAGCAGCAGCAGCAGCAGCAACAGCAGCAGCAGCAGGUGCAGCAGCAGCAGUGGAUGGAGCAGCAGCAGCAGCAGCAGCAGCAGCAGCAGCAGCAGCAGCAGCAGCAGCAGCAGCAGCAGCAGCAGCAGCAGCAGCAGCAGCAGCAGCAGGAGGUGCAGCAGCGGAUGGAGCAGCAGCAGCAGCAGCAGCAGCAACCGCAGGCAGUGCAGCAACAGCAGCCGCAGCAGGAGGUGCAGCAGCAGCACCAGCAGCAGCCACAGCAGCAGCAGCAGCAGCAGCAGCAGCAGCAGCAGCCACUACAGCAACCUCAUCGGCAUCGCCGCACCACCUCUUCGUUCAUCCUCCCACGCAUCCACACUCGCUCUCACGGCCCACUCAUAGGCCAUCCAUGGGGUUGGCCAACGCCAC